This is a messenger RNA of Syzygium oleosum, 1274 nucleotides long. RefSeq lists its product as uncharacterized. The record is from RefSeq and is a predicted model, not a curated record. The coding region runs from base 113 to 1069 and encodes 318 amino acids. The transcript has a single exon. Gene Ontology annotation, molecular function: phosphoric diester hydrolase activity. Gene Ontology annotation, biological process: lipid metabolic process. NCBI's taxonomy places the organism in Eukaryota, Viridiplantae, Streptophyta, Magnoliopsida, Myrtales, Myrtaceae.
UCGGUGGUUAGGACAGACGUGUAAUACCAAGGAACAAGAAUCAGUUUCCAAGGCAGCCAGAAGAGAGAGUUUGAGAAGUCAAACUUAGGAGUUCGUCUUCCUUGUAUCAGGCAUGGGAUCUGAGAUCUCGAAGCAGAUCCAGAGAAGGAAGGAUGUGCUGCGAGAGGCCAAAGUCCUGAGGGAUCUCAUCGAAACCUGUGGGACGCAAUUCCCCGGUUGCGACUACUGCUGUUUGGAUAGGAAGAACUGGAUGAACGGUCUCGAUCCCGAAAAGCUUCCUCUUUUCAAGAUUGUCUGGCCAGGAACUCAUGAUUCCGCGACCAACAAGAUUGGAAUCCGGUUCAUGUCUCGUCCUUUUGCCCAAUGCCAAUCGCUAAGUAUCUAUGAUCAGCUCGUGGGAGGCACUCGGGUGUUUGAUAUUCGAAUCCAGGAGGAUCGCCGGGUAUGCCACGGAAUUUUAGCGACUUAUAGUGUAGAUGUCGUCCUGAACGACGUCAAGAAGUUUUUAGGUGAGACAAAGUCCGAGAUUAUAAUACUAGAAGUCCGAACUGAGUUUGGUCAUCAGGACCCGCCUGAGUUUGAUCAGUACUUGGUGGAUCAGCUCGGGGAGUACCUGAUCGGCCAGGAUGAAUGUGUUUUUUGUAAGACGAUUGCGGAUUUGUUGCCGAAGAGAGUGAUUUGUGUCUGGAAGCCUAGGAACUCGCCCAAACCACAGGCGGGAGGCCCAUUGUGGAGUGAGGGUUAUCUGAAGGAUGACUGGAUCAAUACCGAUUUACCAUCAACCAAGUUCGAUAGCAAUAUGACGCAUUUAGGUGAGCAGCCGCCAGCUUCCACGAGGAAAUACUUUUACAGGGUCGAGAACACAGUAACGCCGCAAGCGGACAAUCCGGUUGUGUGUGUCAAGCCGGUCACUAAUCGCAUUCAUGGAUAUGCUAGGCUAUUUAUAUCUCGUUGCUUCUCUAAAGGGCUGACUGAUAGGUUGCAGAUCUUCUCGACGGACUUUAUAGAUGGAGAUUUCAUAGAUGCUUGUGUUGGCCUUACAUGUGCAAGGAUUGAAGGGAAAGCCUAAACAGUGCCAUUUUAUGUGUUCAGUUGUCUCUGUGAAGCUGAUUGUCCAUUUGUCUCAGGUUCACUUUUGUACACUUGAUAGUAUAGACUCUUCGUUGUCCACGCAGAUAUUGACAGUCUGUUUUCAAUAGGGUUGAAGUGUACUAAUGUCAGUUACACUUGAAACUCAUACAAUGUCUUUCUGUAUGUUAAUUUAACUUUCAAAA